Macadamia integrifolia is the source of this 2313-nucleotide messenger RNA. Its product is annotated as receptor like protein 23-like. The record is from RefSeq and is a predicted model, not a curated record. Lineage: Eukaryota; Viridiplantae; Streptophyta; Magnoliopsida; Proteales; Proteaceae. The coding region runs from base 1 to 2313 and encodes 770 amino acids. The transcript has a single exon. Gene Ontology annotation, molecular function: protein binding.
AUGGCACUUCAGGUCUUAGUUUACAUUCUCCUUCUUGGGAGUUCAUUGAGGCUACAAUCAGUCACCGGCAGAAAGAUUGUAGGGAACAAGACAGAUCGACUUGCUUUGCUGGAUUUUAAGAAACAAAUUUAUGAUCCGUUUGGAGUACUAAUUUCUUGGAACGAUUCCAUCCAUUUCUGCCACUGGGUGGGAAUCACUUGUGGCCAUCGUCAUCAACAACGGGUUAUCGGCUUGGAUUUAGAAGGAAAGGACUUGGGAGGAAUCAUAUCUCCUUCCAUAGGUAAUUUCACUUUUCUUCAUUCCCUCAACAUUGCAAACAAUAGUUUCCAUGGAAAAAUCCCCCAGGAAAUCGGUAAUUUGGUUCGACUGCAAUACAUUGAUUUUACAAACAAUACUAUCGAAGGAGAGCUUCCUACCAAUUUGGCCAACUGUACUCGUCUAAGAGAAAUUCUUUUCUCCUACAAAAAUUUUGUUGGGAAUAUUCCGGUUGAACUAUUUACGUCAUUGUCAAAGCUGGAGAUAAUUUCUAUUAAAUAUAAUGGCUUAACAGGAGAAAUACCAGCUUCUUUUGAGAACAUUUCCUCCAUCCAAGUUAUCACUUUGUGUGACAAUGGAUUGCAAGGGAGCAUUCCAGAAUCCCUUGGUCAGCUAACAAACUUAAUGUGUCUAUCACUUUGUCUAAACAAGCUGUCCGGUAUGUUUCCUGUCUCACUAAGUAAUCUCUCAUUUCUCCAAGUUAUUUCUCUAGGAGAAAACGAACUGCAUGGGAGCAUUCCAGAAUCCCUUGUUCAUCUAACAAACUUAUACUAUCUUUCAGUUUAUCAAAACAAGCUGUCUCGUAUGGUCCCUGUCUCACUAUAUAAUCUCUCGUCUCUUGAAGUUAUCUCUCUUGGACAAAACCAAUUUCAUGACAACCUUCCAAGAGACAUAGGCCUCACUCUUAAUCCAAAUCUCAAAGUACUUCAAAUUGGAAGCAACUUUUUCUCAGGGAGGAUUUCAGAUUUAUUUUCUUUAGUGUCUGCCCCAUCAUUGAAUUAUGUAGAUUUGUCACAUAACCAAUUCAAUGGUAUGCUCGAUGACUUCUCCCACAACAAUAAACUGGUUGGAAAAAUCCCCAACUCCACUUAUAAUGGAACAAAUCUUGAAGUUCUUGAUUUGUCCUGUAACAAAUUGAGCGGUGUGGUUCCCAAGUGUUUUGGUUGCGUAGUAAUUGGCAAUCUAUCUAUCCUAAAUCUAGAGUGGAAAAACUUGCAUGGGCCCAUUCCUGAUGCUUACACAGAAGGAUGCAAGCUGCAAAUAGUCCAAGUAAAUGGGAAUCAACUAGAGGGGACAUUACCAAGAUCAUUGGAAAAUUGCAAGGAUAUGGAAGUGUUAGAUGUUGGGAACAACCAGUUGAGCUGCACCUUCCCCUUCUGGUUGGAAAACCUACCCCAAUUGUGUCGUUUGGUUUUGAAAUCUAACAAAUUCUAUGGCCCCAUUAUACAAAAAUCAAAGGCUGUUGAUUCUCAUUCGCCCUUCCCAAUGUUGCAUGUGUUUGAUAUCUCUCUAAACAGUUUUACAGGGAAAUUGCCACUGGAAUACAUUUGUCAAUGGAAAUCAAUGCUGGUUACAUAUAUACCUCAACUGGUCAAUUAUAUAGGUUCAGAUUCUGGCUAUCAAGUUACACUCGAGAUUGUAAUCAAAGGAAUAAGUUUGGAGAUGAAGAAGGUCAUAGAAACAUUCACCACCAUAAAUCUUUCUUACAACAAGUUUCGAGGAAUUAUUUCAGUAGCAAUUGGGGAACUUAAAGCACUCAUGGGGCUCAAUUUAUCUUCCAAUGACCUCAUAGGUCAAAUUCCAUCUUCACUUGCUCAGUUGAUCUGGCUUGAAUCCUUGGAUCUAUCCAGAAAUAGUCUAUCAGGGGAAAUCCCCCAACAAUUGGGAAGCCUCACAUUCCUUGAAGUUUUGAAUCUAUCACAAAACCAUCUCAUAGGAAUGAUACUGCAAGGCAAUCAGUUUGGAACAUUCUCAAUUGCUUCCUAUGAAGGGAAUGAGGGAUUAUGUGGAUUUCCAUUACCAAAAAGAUGUGGAGUAUUAGAAAGAGCACCACUAACUCCAGCUUUGACACUUGAAAAACAAGAAGAAGAUUUUACAAGUAUACUUGAUUGGAGAUUUGUGAUCGCAGGGUAUUGUUCUGAAGUGAUAAUUGGGAUGGUGAUUGGACAAACUAUGUUUUGGUGGAUCAUUGGAUGCUUCAACUUAACAUCAAGAAUGAAAAAAUUCAAACCAAAGCAAAGGUCAAAGAAGAGCAAAAGGCAUGGGAGAGUAAAAUGA